Nanorana parkeri is the source of this 3234-nucleotide messenger RNA. It is a transcript of the gene EMC1, whose product is annotated as ER membrane protein complex subunit 1. The record is from RefSeq and is a predicted model, not a curated record. The transcript is spliced from 24 exons. Gene Ontology annotation, molecular function: protein binding. Gene Ontology annotation, biological process: protein folding in endoplasmic reticulum. Bases 189 to 3194 code for a protein of 1001 amino acids. Gene Ontology annotation, cellular component: EMC complex. Lineage: Eukaryota; Metazoa; Chordata; Amphibia; Anura; Dicroglossidae.
CUCUAUCUUUUUCGCUGUAUUCUAUAGUUUUUCUAGACCGCUCUAUCCUCCUCUGCGCAACUCUCUAUAGUCACAAGAGGUCGCUCUGUCCGGGUUCCCAUGCAUAUUCUCUAUGGUAGGCUAGGUCGCUCUUUCCUACUUCCCGGUAGUCUGUGGUGCGGUGGAGGAGUAGCCGGUUUCCAGGUGUCAUGGCGGCGGUGUACCGGCUAGCUGUGUUGCUGGGGGUGGUAGCCCUGUGUUGUGCGGUGUAUGAGGAUCAGGUCGGCAAAUUUGACUGGAGGCAGCAAUAUGUGGGGCGCCUGAAGUACGCAGUGCUGGAAUCUGGACAAGGAGCCAAGAAACUCAUCGCAGCCACAGAGAUGAAUGGGAUUGUCUCCCUGAAUUCCAGGAACGGCGACAUCUUGUGGCGUCACAUCGAUAAGGACACCGCUGAAGGCACCAUCAAUGCUCUGCUGAUGCAUGGUCAAGAUGCUAUCACAAUAUCCGGUGGCCGGCUGCUGCGCUCCUGGGAGACUAACGUUGGCGGUUUGAAUUGGGAAGCCAUUCUUGAACCCGGCAGUUUUCAGACUGCGGGCUUCGCCGGCACCCAGGACGCAGCGCGAUACGUGGCGGUGCUGAAGAAUUCUGUCCUGUCCCUCCACUACCUGUCCAAUGGGCACCAGAAAUGGUCCGAAGACCUGCCGGACAGUGGAACCGUCCAGUACCAGCUGCUUCACUCCUCCUACAAAGGUCUGGUCCACGUGGUUGGGAUUGUCCCCGGCGAUCGCAUCCGGAUCCUGACAUUUAGUGUGGAGGAUGGCUCCAUCACAAUGCAGGUUGAUGUCCUCACCCCUUGGCUUAACACGCUACACGGGACCUGCGGGGUGGUCGCUGACAAUGUCCUGAUCUGUGCGGACACCGCAGCCGCCUCUCUCCAUACACUCUCUCUAAUGACUGCCGAGGAGACAACACAGCAUCGCCUGCAGUCCCUGGGAGUGGAAGUGGCCGAUGACAUCACAGAGCUCAGUAUAACUACAGCUCCUCUCAAUCUUCCCGGCCCGACUCUGGCCCAGUUCUUCCUGCAGAUCUCUCCUCGCCGUUCCCUACUGCUGCAGUACCGAGACGGCACCCUGACACCGCUGCGCGACUUCUCUCACGUGUCUCUGGCAAUCUUCGCUACCAUAGCCGAUAAGACCGUGGCAGCUGUGAUGCAGUGCAAGACGGACGUGGCCACUGCUGGACUCAGCUGCUCCGAGGAAGCGGCUUCUUGUCCCGGGCAGACGUUCAGCAUCAGUCUACACAUGGCGGACAGCGGCCGGAGGCUUUUGGACACCACCCUGACCUUCACUCUGGAGCAGAGCUGCGUGAGACCGGACGCUUUAUAUCUACAGCUGUUCCUGAAGAAAGAUGACUCGGUGGGCUAUCGGGCGCUCGUACAGACCGAGGACAACCAGCUCACGUUCCUGCACCAACCAGAUCAUCAAUCCCCCCGGACGGACCCGUCGCUCCGUGGACAGCCGCUCCCACGGUCUUGCAGACUCACCGUAAAACGCCGGCCGCCGUCUGCACACUCCACUCCAGGCCGACGUCCGCGUCAUCACAUCCAGGGGUGCUAUGCUAAGACUUCAAAGCUUGUGCGAAGAUACCUUCCUCUUCCCCGUACAGAUGGCCUCCUGGGGAUGGUGCUGAAGCGUCUCUCCUCCCAGUUGAUCUUGCUGCACUCCUGGGGCGCCCAUCUGUGGAAGAUGUUCUGCGAUGCCAGGAAGCCGCGAAGCCAGAUCCGCAGCGAGAUCAACAUCGAUACGCUGGCCAGGGACGAGUUCAACCUGCAGAAGAUGAUGGUCAUGGUCACCGCUUCGGGCAAGCUCUUUGGGAUUGAAAGCGGCUCAGGCAGCAUCUUGUGGAAGUUCUACCUUCCUGGUGUUCAGCCAGGAGCCUCCUUUAAACUGCUUGUACAAAGGACAACGGCGCACUUCCCUUACCCCCCUCAGUGCACCCUGCUGGUGAAGGACAAGGAGACCGCGAUGACCUCCCUUUACGCCUUCAACCCGAUAUUUGGGAAACUGAGCCAGAUGACUCCGCCUCCUCUGCAACGCCCCAUUCUUCAAUCCUUGCUCCUCCCGAUUAUGGACCACGACUAUGCCAAAGUUCUUCUUUUAUUGGAUGACCAGCACAAGAUAAUUCCGUUCCCGGCCACAAAGUACGUCCUGCAGCAGUUACAGGAGCUCUCCUCCACCAUCUUCUUCUUCCUGGUGGAUGCCGAGAGAGGGAAGCUGAGCGGACUGCGUCUGCACAAGGAUCUGACCACAGAGGAGAUGUGGGAGCUCGUGCUGCCUCCAGAACUGCAGAGGGUUACCGUUGUGAAGGGGAAACAUUCCAGCGAGCACGUCCACUCGCAGGGGAGAGUCAUGGGCGACCGCAGCGUCCUCUACAAGUACCUGAACCCCAACAUGAUGGCACUGGUGACAGAAAGUACCGACACUCACCCCGACCGCUGCUUCAUAGGAAUAUAUCUGAUCGAUGGAGUUACCGGGCGCAUCAUUCACUCCUCCGUGCAGAGGAAAGCCCGGGGCCCCGUCAUUAUCGUCCAUUCUGAGAACUGGGUGGUGUACCAGUACUGGAACAGCAAGGCGCGCCGGAACGAGCUGACGGUCUUGGAACUCUACGAAGGGACGGAGCAGUACAACAGCACCAUCUUUAGUUCCCUGGACCGGCCGCACCUCCCGCACGUCCUGCAGCAGUCUUACAUCUUCCCCUCCACCAUACGCGCCAUGGAGGCCACCAUCACCGAGCGUGGGAUAACCAGUCGCCACAUCCUCAUUGGACUCCCAUCUGGGGCGAUCUUCUCCCUUCCCAAGGCUUUACUGGACCCCCGCCGGCCUGAGAUCCCAACGGAGUACACGAGAGAAGAGAAUUUGAUCCCCUACACGCCCGACAUUCAGAUUCACGCCGAACGCUUCAUCAAUUACAACCAGACCGUGUCCCGGAUGAAAGGACUCUACACGGCCCCAUCGGGCCUGGAGUCUACCUGCCUGGUCGUGGCCUACGGACUGGACAUCUACCAGACCCGCGUCUACCCCUCCAAACAGUUCGACGUCCUGAAGGACGACUACGACUACAUCCUCAUCAGCGGCGUUCUCAUCGGCCUGGUCUUUGCCACCAUGAUCACCAAAAGACUGGCACAGGUCAAACUUCUCAACCGCGCCUGGCGAUGAGACCGCACAAGCUUAAGCGGCAACUCCCCCCAGUACAGAG